Molecule: messenger RNA, 849 nt
Organism: Arctia plantaginis
Lineage: Eukaryota; Metazoa; Arthropoda; Insecta; Lepidoptera; Erebidae
Source: the annotation of a GenBank genome assembly
AUGUACAAAGAUGUGCCGAUAACCUGGUGGUCUUCGCCGCGCGCCUCGCUCUCGUGCGUGGUGCCUGACGCAGACAGGAUCGUUGCGAGGCGUCCGCCGCCACCCCUCAACACCGACGACAAACCGCGACCUAGACAGCCCUACUUAUGGCGCAAGGGCAAUGAGGAUUUGAAACGAGUACUAAGUAACGGCGCAUUGGAGGUGUUGCGCAAGAAAGAUGGCAGCAGCGAAGGAGACUACCAGUGUGCGGUCAGGCACACCGCUGGGUUAGUGCUCGGGUUCCCGCUGCGCCUCAAAUUUGCUUAUUUGGAUAAGCAGUUCUCGGCACACCCCGAGAAUACGACGGCAUGGAUCGGCCAGCCUUACGUGCUGAGUUGUGAUAUCAACUCGGGGCCAGCUGCCACCGUCUCCUGGCAGAAGGAUGGUGAUGCCCUGCCAAAUAAUAAUAGAUAUCAUGUGCUGAAGAAUCAGCUAUUAAUCCUGGACGUGCAGAAAGAAGAUGCUGGGUUAUACAGGUGUAAAGCAACAAACUCAUACGCCAAUAGAACAAGGAUAAGUCAUGGGGGGAGACUUCAGGUCGAAUACUACUCUGGUUUCGACCACGUUGAGCCUUCCAUGUUACCUAUACAGCAGGACAGUAUCAUCACCGCUAAGAAAAGGGACACUGUGAUUCUAGCUUGUCCUGUGACAGGAUUUCCUAAGCCUACGCUGAUAUGGCAGUUUACACCGCCAGGAGAAAGAACCGGCGAAUUGGAAUACGUUGGUGAGGUUCUGACGCUGCAGAUUCUUGACAUGUACGAAGAAGGGGUGUACUCUUGUCAUGUGGAAGGACACACAAACCUGUUCAAG